AUGGCUAUUGCAUUGUUCAUAUUGAUGGCAGCGUUCGUCGCUUUAGUGAUUUUCCUUCCACUUCUUUCAGGAAUGUUUACUUAUAAGCCAAACCCGUCAUACCUUGAAAAAAGAAAAGAAAAGGAAUCAGAAAAGCUCAAAUCGCAAAACGAUGACGGGUAUGGCGGAUACGUCCCUCCUGAUGAGCAACUCGAAUUGGAAAAACAGGCCAAGUCUUCUGGAUCUCGAAUCUACUCUAAAAUAAGCCAUUUGACUCAGGACGAUAUUCCUAUCAAACUUCAGCUUCAGAGCCACGGGGAAUUAAAAAACCGCACAGCUCGAAAGCCUGUAACGACAGACUCUAAUCCUAACAGUUUUGAUUACGACUUAAAUGAAUUGAUUGACGAGGACUUUGAAAGCGAGAGGGCCGAAAAUUCCAAGGUUUACGCACCCGGCAUAAUAUCAAAUCAUGAGGAAGUAUAA
Messenger RNA from Ogataea haglerorum, 462 nucleotides. RefSeq lists its product as uncharacterized. Lineage: Eukaryota; Fungi; Ascomycota; Pichiomycetes; Pichiales; Pichiaceae. The coding region runs from base 1 to 462 and encodes 153 amino acids. The transcript has a single exon. The record is from RefSeq and is a predicted model, not a curated record.